AAAAUGAAUUGAAAACAACUCGAUUUUAUAUUCUUAAUUAUACUACAAUUGUAUAAUUAAUAUAAUUACAAACCAUAGCUAAAAUCAUGUAUAAAUUGGUAACUCUGGUGGUUCUCAUUACAGUUUCGCAAACCUAUGCUGAGGAUGGUGUCUUUUCAUGGUAUGACGCACCUGUCGGUGCCCUAUCAGCCAGUUGUGAACCUUUCGAACCAAACGCCAUGACUGCCGCCCAUAAGACCCUACCGUUUGGGACUACAGUGCAGGCGUCGUGUAAUGACCGGUCUAUCAGCGUUAGGAUCAACGACAGGGAACCGUUCAUUGCCGGGAGGAUACUCGAUGUGACCCCCGCUGCCGGUCGUGAGCUCGGUAUCAUCGAUAGUGGACUCUGUGAGGGACACAUCUAAAUGAGUCUAUAGUUAAUUUGUCCUGCUUGCAUGCAUAAAACAUUUUUGUAUUUUUCAAUACAAGUAAUGGUUUUCCCAAUAAUAAAAAAUUAACAAUUGCUAUAUUAUUACAAA
Molecule: messenger RNA, 518 nt
Organism: Oppiella nova
Lineage: Eukaryota; Metazoa; Arthropoda; Arachnida; Sarcoptiformes; Oppiidae
Source: the annotation of a GenBank genome assembly